Messenger RNA from Microcebus murinus (gray mouse lemur), 3635 nucleotides. The record is from RefSeq and is a predicted model, not a curated record. NCBI's taxonomy places the organism in Eukaryota, Metazoa, Chordata, Mammalia, Primates, Cheirogaleidae.
AGCUGUGAACAGGCCCCAGGCGCGGCUGAUGAGCCUGCCCACCAUGGCAAGCCCCACUCUGAGCCCUGACUCCUCAUCCCAGGAGGCCCUGUCGGCCCCCACCUGCUCCCCCACCUCCGACUCCGAGAACCUCAGCCCCGAUGAGCUAGAGCUGCUGGCCAAGCUCGAAGAGCAGAACCGGCUCCUGGAGGCCGACUCCAAGUCCAUGCGCUCCAUGAAUGGCUCACGGCGGAACAGCGGCUCCUCGCUGGUGUCCAGCUCCUCAGCCUCCUCCAACCUGAGCCACCUGGAGGAGGACACGUGGAUCCUGUGGGGCCGGAUCGCCAACGAGUGGGAGGAGUGGCGGCGCAGGAAGGAAAAGCUGCUCAAGGAGCUGAUCCGCAAGGGCAUCCCGCACCACUUCCGGGCCAUCGUGUGGCAGCUCCUGUGCAGUGCCACCGACAUGCCUGUCAAGAACCAGUAUUCAGAGCUGCUCAAGAUGUCCUCGCCGUGCGAGAAGCUGAUCCGCAGGGACAUCGCCCGCACCUACCCUGAGCACGAGUUCUUCAAGGGCCAGGACAGCCUGGGCCAGGAGGUCCUCUUCAACGUCAUGAAGGCGUACUCGCUGGUGGACCGGGAGGUGGGCUACUGCCAAGGCAGCGCCUUCAUCGUGGGCCUUCUCCUCAUGCAGAUGCCCGAGGAGGAGGCCUUCUGCGUGUUCGUGCGGCUGAUGCAGGAGUACCGCCUUCGGGAGCUCUUCAAGCCCAGCAUGGCCGAGCUGGGGCUGUGCAUCUACCAGUUCGAGUACAUGCUGCAGGAGCAGCUCCCGGACCUCAACACCCACUUCCGCUCCCAAAGCUUCCACACAUCCAUGUACGCCUCGUCCUGGUUCCUCACGCUCUUCCUGACCACCUUUCCCCUGCCCGUCGCCACCCGGGUCUUCGACAUCUUCAUGUACGAGGGCCUGGAGAUUGUGUUCCGGGUGGGCCUCGCCCUGCUGCAGGUGAACCAGACGGAGCUGAUGCAGCUGGACAUGGAGGGCAUGUCCCAGUACUUCCAGAGGGUCAUCCCCCACCAGUUUGACAGCUGCCCAGACAAGCUGGUCCUCAAGGCCUACCAGGUCAAGUACAACCCCAAGAAGAUGAAGAGGCUGGAGAAGGAGUACGCAGCCAUGAAGAGCAAGGAAAUGGAGGAGCAGAUCGAGAUCAAAAGGCUUCGGACGGAGAACCGGCUCCUGAAACAGCGGAUUGAGACGCUGGAGAAGGAGAGCGCUGCUCUGGCUGAUAGGUUGAUCCAGGGGCAGGUGACACGGGCGCAGGAGGCGGAGGAGAACUACGUUAUCAAGCGGGAGCUGGCGGUGGUGCGGCAGCAGUGCAGCUCGGCAGCGGAGGACCUGCAGAAGGCGCAGAGCACCAUCCGGCAGCUGCAGGAGCAGCAGGACAACCCGCGUCUCACUGAGGACUUCGUGGCCCACCUGGAGACAGAGCUGGAGCAGUCGAGGCUGCGGGAGACAGAGACGCUGGGGGCCCUGCGGGAGAUGCAGGAUAAGGUUCUAGACAUGGAGAAGAGGAACAGCUCACUGCCCGACGAGAAUAAUGUAGCGCGGCUGCAAGAGGAGCUGAAGGCGCUCAAGUUGCGGGAGGGCGAGGCGGUGGCCUCGGCGCGAGAGCUGAAGCUGCAGCUGCAGGAGCUCUCGGACACCUGGCAGGCCCAUCUGUCCCGCGGCGGCCGCUGGAAGGAGUCCCCACGGAAGCUGGUCCUGGGCGAGCUGCAGGACGAGCUGAUGAGCGUACGUCUACGCGAGGCCCAGGCCCUGGCCGAGGGCCGCGAGCUGCGGCAACGCGUGGUGGAACUCGAGACGCAGGACCACAUCCACCGCAACUUGCUGAACCGAGUGGAGGCUGAGCGCGCGACGCUGCAGGAGAAGCUGCAGUACCUGUCGGCGCAGAAUAAGGGGCUGCAGACGCAGCUCAGCGAAAGCCGCCGCAAGCAGGCCGAGGCCGAGUGCAAGAGCAAGGAGGAGGUGAUGGCUGUGCGCCUGCGGGAGGCGGACAGCAUGGCCGCGGUGGCCGAGAUGCGGCAGCGCAUCGCCGAGCUGGAGAUCCAGAGGGAGGAGGGCCGCAUCCAGGGCCAGCUGAACCACUCGGACUCGUCGCAGUACAUCCGUGAGCUCAAGGACCAGAUCGAGGAGCUGAAGGCCGAGGUGCGGCUGCUGAAGGGCCCGCCGCCCUUCGAGGACCCGCUGGCUUUCGACGGGCUGAGCCUGGCGCGGCACCUGGACGAGGACUCGCUGCCGUCGUCGGACGAGGAGCUGCUUGGUGUAGGCGUGGGCGCCGCGCUGCAGGACGCGCUGUACCCUCUGUCCCCGCGGGAUGCGCGCUUCUUCCGCCGUCUUGAGCGGCCGGCCAAGGACAGCGAGGGUAGCUCAGACAGCGACGCCGACGAGCUAGCCGCGCCUUACAGCCAGGGCCUGGACAACUGAGGCCGUGCCCCGCGCGCCCAGAGGCAGAAGGCCGCAGCCGGGGGGCGCCCGAGAAGUCCGUGGCUGCGCCAUCUGUGUGUGGCUCAGUCACCCCUAGGGCGAGGCUGGGCCAGGCAGCGCAGAGGGUGGGGCCCGGCCUGGGGCUUCUCCCUGCAGUGUUGACCCACCUUGGGGGUUCCUGGAGGGGCUGCCCUCUUAACAGCGAGGGCAGAGGGCAGGGGACGGACGACUCAGCAGCAGCCCCAGGACUGAAUGAGCAGGAAGUUCCCCCUCCCAGCAGGCUCCUUUUGGGACAAGGGUGGCCCAGCUGGGAAGGGCCUAGGAGGUAGGGGAGGCCUGAGGAUGGAGAGCCAGCUCUGGGCUGGACAUUAAGCACCCCACGAUGCUCCUUGGGACACAGAGACCCUUGACCAGCCCCUGGCCGCCUCCAGGGGAGUCUGGCCGCUGGGGCAGGCAUCGUGGCCCCUGCAGCAGAAACCAAAGUCCCCUACUGUGUGCAGGGCCACCUGGGGUGUGAGUGGCCAGCAGGAAGCAGCCCAGGCCCUGGCAGAUCUCCUGCUUCUCUGAGGCCAGAGCAGCCGCGAGGAGGUGGAGAGACCCUGGCGCGCCACACCCUCCUGCGGGAGACACUCGCAUCGCCCAUCUUGGCCAGUGACGGAAGGGCACCACUCCACGGGGGUCCUUGGCCUCCAUCCACUCCCCUCUCUCCGUGUGUCCCCAGCCACCCCCCACCUCAGGCCAGGGCCAGACCCCAGGGCAGGAGCUUCCCAGUGGAGUCUGCUGCCCCCCCUUCUGGUGGCCCCGUGGUCCCUGCUGAGUCAGAGCUCAGAAUGGUGCCAAAGUCCAACGCCGCCCCCCAGACCCCUCCUCUCCCCCCACCCUGGGCCUCCUGACCCCCAGGCCGGCCCUCUCGGUGCUCGGUGCUCGUGGAGCCUCGAGUAAAGUAGCGUCACAAGCAAUCUCCCUGGCGCUUCCUGGGGUGGGGACUCCUGCUCAGUCCCCCUUUCUGGUCGCCCACUCUUCAGUGUUACACAGCCUGGGGGCCAGGGCGGGCACCCGUGGGGCUCUCCCAUGGGCUCCCAUACUGCCCCCACCAUUUUGCACACUGCCUGUUCACACUCCACAUGUCGCCCAGGCGGGAAAGAUGGAAAAUAAAGUGUAUUUACACAGUCUC